AUGGGGAACGAAGCGAGCAUGGAGGGCGGCGAGCCGGGAGCCGUCGGGAUGAUGGGGACGGCGAUGCCCGGUGGACCCGCAGCGGGACCAGGGGCGGGACAGCACAUGAAGCCGGUGAACGGAUCCGCUGCCGGCGGAGGGAUGGGAGUCGGAGGCCCCGGGAUGGGGAUGACAAGGGGUCCGAUGGGUAGCCCCAAGACUGGCAUGCAACAAGGAGGCCAUGGAGGAGGAAUGGUUGGAAUGGGAGGGAUGGGGGGAAUGGGUGGAGGAGGAAUGGGAGGUGGAAUGGGUGGAGGAGGAAUGGUUGGAGGAGGUAUAGGAGCAGGUAUGGGUACUGGUGGAGGAAUAGGGUCCAGAGGUGGCGAGCCCUACCGCCUGGCCACUCACGAGACUCCAACUUCCCCCCGACACAUGCAGUCCAGCCAGGGGUCUGGUCAUGGGAUGGGUCACAGUCCUGCCGCGUCCGGUAUGGGAGGCCAUGGAGGUCAGAGUCCUGGUCAGCACGCAUCCCGUCGAAACCUUCAGGUCGACUUCAGUGGCUCCAGGACUGGCCGGUCUCCAUCGGUGUCUCCUGACCGCAGUGUGACGCCCACCUCACCUUACUCGGUGCCACAGAUCGCACCUAUGCCGAGCAGCAAACUGUGCCCAGUGUGCACCAGCACAGAGCUGUCCAACCCACCGGCUGUACCCAACUACAACACCUGCACCCAGUGUAAGGCCACCGUCUGUAACCAGUGUGGAUUCAACCCCAACCCACACCUCACUGAGGUCCAGGAGUGGUUGUGUCUGAACUGUCAGAUGCAGAGAGCUCUUGGCAUUGAUAUGACCACGCCUCGCUCUAAGAGCCAACAGCAGAUUCACUCUCCGUCCCACCAAGCCAAACCCAUUGUCCAGCCUCAGCAGCCCGCACCUCAGCCAACACAGCCGGCAGCAGCAGCACAGCCCAAACCUCUGGCACAGAGUCAGCCCACCCAGCGACAGCAGCAGCAGCAACAGCAGCAGCAUCCUCAGUCUCAGCCCUACAGCCAGACUCAGCAGUAUCCCCAGUCUCAAUCGCAGACUUACCCAUCAUCCCAGCCAGGGCCGCAGACUCAGCCUCACGCCUCCCCAGGCUUACAGAGACACUCAGGCCCUGGCGGCCCCCAGAAUCAGACAGGGCCCUCACAGCAGGGUAUGAGGUCUGACCCCUACUCCCACAGAGGUCCUGGAGCUCCAGGGGCUGUUGGAGGUCCUACAGGAGGCCCCAAUCAGCCUGGGGGUCCAAGGAUUCCCCACCCUGGUGCUGUGCCCCUGCCUGGUUUGACAAAAGCACCCUCCCAGCCAGAUUUGGGUCGUGGUUCUCCAAUGCAUCAACCAAUGGCUCGACACCACGACCAGACCAGAAGUGCCGGCUCCUCGCCGGCCCACAGACCUCAAAGUCAGGCACCCCCUCCUGCCCAGGACGGCCUGACCAAACUUUUUGGCUUUGGAGCAUCGCUGCUCAAUCAGGCGAGUACCCUGAUCAACGUUGACCCUCUGCCCACCGCCUCCACCCAGCCAAGCCCUGCACGAGGCAAGGUGGUGUUCAGCAAUGCAACUCCUGAAAACAGGCAGCAGCAACAACAAGGGACAGCUGGCACUAAAGCAUUCGGGAUGGGGGGCCCUCAUGCUCCAACUCAAAUGGGUGGCCCUCAUGCUCCAACUCAAAUGGGAGGCUCUCAUGCUCCAACUCAAAUGGGAGGCCCUCAUCCACCUAGCCAAAUGGGGGCUGCUCAUGCACCCAGCCAAAUGGGGGGUCCUCAUGCCCCGAGCCAAAUGGGGGGUCCUCAUGCACCGAGCCAAAUGGGGGGUCCUCAUGCACUGAGCCAAAUUGGAGGUCCUCGUGCCCCAAGCCAAAUGGGAGGUCCUCAAAUGGGUGGACCACAUGGGCCAACUCAGAAGCAACAACAGCAGACCAUGCCCUAUCAACAAGGAAUGGCGCAACAGCAGUCACCCGCCCAUCAUCAAAAGGGGCAGCAGGGACAACCACAAGGACUACAUCAGCAAACACCCACUCAUCUUCAGAAAGCUCAGCAGAAGCAGGAGCCUGUCGCAGCCCCUGUGCCAGCUCCAGAACCUGUGAAGCCGAAAGUGAACUGUCCUCUUUGCAAAACGGAGCUGAACAUUGGCAGCUCUGACCCACCCAACUACAACACCUGUACACAGUGUCAAAGCCAAGUGUGUAACCUGUGUGGCUUCAACCCUACACCACAUCUGGUGGAGAAAAAGGAGUGGUUAUGUCUCAACUGUCAGACCCAGCGGCUGAUGUCUGGAGGCAGUCUUGACGAUCCUCCCCUACCCGUUUCUCAUCCGUCUCCAAAGCACCAGCCAAUGGGCUCGCCCCGUCACCAGGUGCCAGCCAGCCAGCAGAGCCCACUCCACAAACCUAUCAAUCAGCAGGGGCUCAAGACAGGCCAGGCCCAGAAAUCGCAGACGGGAACUAGCAUUGGCGGACCGUUCGCACCCACUGCCGCCAAACAACCGACCGACACCAAGACCACGAUGCCAGCUGUGGCACCGGUACCAACGAAGGACACCCAGCAACAACCUAAAGCCACAGAGACAAAGCCCAAGUCAGAGUCUGAGAACCAAACUCUCAAAGAGAACAAAACCUCCCAGAAGAAAGGAGAGCAGAUGACACCAAUCAAGGAAAUAAAGAAGUCCAGGCAUUAUGAUGAUACAAAAAGCAACAGUACCCAGGACUUGUCACGCAGCCCCCAGAGCCUCAGUGACACUGGCUACUCCUCUGAUGGCAUCUCCAGCUCCCACAGUGAAAUUACAGGUCUAAUCCAAGAAGAGGAGAUGAAGCUCAGCGAAAGGGGAAUCAGUGUGCGGGGCUCACCGCCAAGUCCCUCUGAAAUUACCAAGCUAGAGAGUUCCAUGAGGCCAUUGCUGGAGAAGAGUCUCUCUGAAGAGAAGGCAGACAGAAGGGGAAGAAAGCACAGAGACAGAGAUUUGGAUGACAGAGGAAAGCAGCGCCCACGCUCCCUGUCGAUCCCACCAGAUGCAUAUGACUCUGACGAGGAGUUAAAGGACAUAAUGGAGGAAGAAGAAGAUGGAGGAGACUGGGAGAGUAAACGGAAGGAAGGAAAGGAGGAGAAGAGGGAGAAGAAAAAGAAGGAAAAAGAGGCUGAACCCACAGAAAUGACUGAUGAGGAGUUCAUGCGGAGACAAAUAAUGGAGAUGAGUGCUGAUGAAGAAAAUGAGGAAGAGGAAGAGAUGGAGGAAGAGGAGGAUGAGGAGGAUGAAGGAUAUGGCUACCAGAAACCCAAGAAAGGCCACCACAAGCACAUCAUCUCUGACUCAGGGAAAGAGAAGAGACGCCUUCAGCACCACUCCAGCAGUUUUGAGGAAGAAACUAAGAGCUCUACUGAUGUUUAUAAAGGCUCAGUGGAGGAGGGUGAGGAAGAUGUGAUGGCAUCACAAGGAGGCCUAAGGCGCUUUAAAACCAUUGAACUCAAUAACACCAAUAGCUACAGCAGAGACAUGGACCUGAGCAGUGAAAAUGAUCUGAGUCUUGAUCGGGAACCAGAGCUAGAGAUGGAGAGCCUUACUGGAUCUCCUGAAGAGCGUUCUCGUGGUGACUACUCAUCCACCCUGCCACCCACUUCAUCCUCAUAUGGCUCUGGCCAGUCUCCUACUUCCAUCUCAUCAAUGGAGGAGGACAGUGACAGUAGCCCCAGUCGGAGACAAAGACUAGAAGAGGCUAAGCAGCAAAGGAAAGCACGCCACCGCUCCCAUGGCCCUCUCCUUCCCACUAUUGAAGAUUCUUCAGAAGAGGAUGAACUGAGAGAGGAGGAAGAACUUCUUAGAGAGCAGGAGAAGAUGAGGGAGGUAGAACAACAGAGAAUAAGGAGCACAGCACGAAAGACCAAGAGGGAUAAGGAGGAGCUGAGGGCUCAGAGGCGCAGAGAGAGGUCCAAGACACCACCUAGCAAUCUCUCACCCAUUGAAGAUGCUUCUCCAACAGAAGAACUGAGACAAGCUGCAGAAAUGGAGGAGCUCCAUCGCUCCUCUGCUUCUGAGUAUUCCCCUCAGAGUUUGGACUCAGAGGCUGAAGGAUAUGAGUCCAAACUUUACAAAUCAGGCAGUGAGUACAACCUCCCCACCUUUAUGUCUCUCUACUCACCAAUAGAGAAAUCAUCAUCAACAACAACUACCAUGGCACCAUCCUCAACUUCCAAACCACUAAAGAGUGCUGAAGAAGUUUAUGAGGAGAUGAUGAGAAAGGCAGAGAUGCUUCAAAAACAACAGAAACAACAACAGCAACAGCAGCAACAACAUGGUCGGCAUGGGCAGUACUAUGAGGAGGAUAUAAAUGGACAAGGUUUUGAUGAUGAGUAUGAAUAUGAACAAGAACAAACAGGAUAUGACAAUGAAGCAGCAGAGACAGAAACAGAUAUUUAUGAGGAGAUCCGGCAAACAUCGCAGAAUAUCACCAAGAUGCAGCAGGCCACUGAUGAGCAAGUAGAGACUGAAAUUGAGAGCUCCUACCCAGACAAACAACUCCUAGACACAGGCUCAGCCUUUGCUAAGCUGCUUGAGCAGAGCAAUGCUCUAUUGACCCCAGGCACCAGCCCAACCCAGAUUUCAGCUCCUGUCUCCUUUGCUGAAAGUGGAGGACGAAUCCCAGAUGUUCGAGUAACACAGCACUUUUCUGCAAAAGAUGGACACAAAGAUAGGAUCAAAACCCAAGCAGGAAAGAAUGGAAUAACCCCCGCAGUGGCUGCCACAACUAUUGCAGCUUAUGGAGUUUAUGCCAGAGAUGCAGUAACUAUUUCGCAGACUAGUUCAAGCCAGACUAUGACAUCUACUCAGUCUGGAAUAUAUGGUCGACACACUGGAGGUCCUGCCACAUCCUCAGCUACAGUUUCAAGCGUAUGCAGCAAAAUUGCAGAGAUUACCCAAGCCUACAGUCAAAGAGAGGUGAUCACAAGGAGGGUAGGGGAGACAAGGGGUGUCCAGGUGCGAGACAGCUCAACAUCCUCCACUGAGAGAAUUAUUGAACCACGAUCUCCCAAGUAUACAACUUAUUACAGAAGCACCAGUCCCCCUCUGUCUCCCUCACCACCAACACAGAGUCCCACUCGGUCACCUUCCAGAAGAGCUACAGCUGAGUUUUCCACACAGACAUUCAGUUCAGAAAUGCGAAUGGAUUCAGCUGGAUCUGGGCCAACAUCUCCAGUGAUGGCUCAGGGCACCCAAACAUCACAUCGAUCAGUUUCACCACGGCUGUAUCGACAGCAGUCUUCCCAAGAUGCCCCAUAUUCCCCACCUCCAAGCCCUGCUAGACCAAUGACAGUCAACACUGCUACUUCUCCUCUGUCUUCACCCACUCGAUUUAGCCGCCAAUCAACAUUUGACACUUACUCCCCAUCUGGCAGCCCCCCAGACACGCCACCUUACCAACAGUCUCCCACACGCAGCUUCUACCGAACACAAAGAGUGGAGAAGGUAAAUGUGGGAACAAGUAUGGUCACCACAACCAGCACUUACACCAGAGGAUCAGUGUCAAUGGAUAACAUCUCUCUCUGUCGAAUAUCUACUGUCCCCGGCACUUCUAGAGUAGAGCAGGGCCAUAUGAUACAAGGUGGAAGUGUUGUGGACCUCAGAACAGCCACCAAACCGGCCCCUAUUAUCAUGACUGACCAAGGAAUGGAUCUUACCUCAUUAGCCACUGAAUGCAGGAAAUACCAUGGUGGAUCAGAGGGUAGCAGACAUUCAUCAAUUGUCCAGCCCCUGAUAAUGAACCUGAACACCCAGGAGACCACCACACCAACCACUGUGAGUGUCACUGUGGCUGCUUCAAUGUUCAUGAUCCAGCCUAAACAGCCAGCAGUCUAUGGUGACCCACAUCAAAAUCGAGUGGAUCUGGGCCAGGGCAUGGGUCCAGCUGUGUGUCUUUCACAGAGCAAACCACAAAUUUCACCUCCAACUGACCCAUCAAUACCAAAAAUUGAUGCUAAACUGGAAGACCUCAGUAUCCAACAGAGAGAGCUACAACUACAACAAGAGAAGCUCCAGAAGCAACAAGAGCUCCUUGAGCAGCAGUUGCAUCAGCACCAUCAGAUGCAACAGCAGCAGCAACAAGCAUCGGCUUUAGCCAGGUACAACAUUACUGGCCAGAUCUCACCAUUGCUUAAAAAAGACAUACUAGUCAGCCAGACAAGCACAACCUCAGCUGUGGUCAGUGCUGUAUCACCAGCCAUUAAUCCUGAACUGUAUGGCACUGGUCCCAUUGAGCUGAAAGGGAAGCCCAGUCCUCCUGGUAUGAUGUCAGGUGGUAAAUCACCACAUAGCAUGGUAGUUCAGAUGGAUGGAGGACCAGAGCAGGUCAGGGCAGUAACUCAGCUAGUGCAAAUAGAAGAAGGACAGGAUGCGCUGGAGCAGACUGGUGGCCAAAUUAAACCUGACAACCAACCAGCUUGCUGUGAUGUUGUUUACCGACUUCCAUUUGGUGGAAGCUGUGUUGGUGUUUCUGAGAAAGAGGGCAUAAGGCCUCCAUCUGCCCCACCUCUCACCUAUGAGUCUGACCAAGAAAGACAACCUGUAAGGUAUGAUGAGUAUCCAAUGGAUGGACGUAAAGCUUACACAUUACCUUUCCCUGGUAAGCUCCAGCCUUCAAUGUCUGAUACAAAUCUAGCUGAAGCUGGGCUACAGUCUUACCACCCCAAACUAGACCCACAGCUCCAAAGCACAGGAGAACUUGCCAUGGAUUUAACUGCCAUGAAACACGGUUAUGGAGGGUAUAUAGGGAUGCAGUAUGGCUCCUACACAGAUUUACGUCAUGGAGGAGACAUAACAGCCCAAACACUGCCUAUAAGGAGAUAUAACUCAUUGUCUAACAUUAGUUCAGACUAUGGUUACUCUGCUCGUGACAUUGCUAACUUCCAAGAAGCAAACUUGGCUCAGUACAGUGCUACCACUGCCAGGGAGAUUAGCCGGAUGUGUGCAGCACUCAAUUCCAUUGAUCGGUAUGGAAGCAACCCAGACUUGAUGCAGUUUGGCACUUUGGGUAGAGGAACUGGGCCUGGGUCCUCCAGACUUGUAGCAGGUCUUGGCUUGAGACAAAAUCUGCUAUUUGGACUUGAUGGAAAGCCAAUAUCCCACAGUCAAGCACUAACCAACCUUAUCAAUGCCAGGCAGGCCAGUCUCAGAGCCAUGUACCCUGCUGCUAUUAGGUCUUCUGACGGUAUGAUCUACUCCACCAUUCAAACCCCCAUUGCUUCUACACUUCCAAUUACAACCCAACCUGCAUCUGUUCUUCACCCACUUCUGCGCGGGGUCUACAGGCCAUACCCCUCUGCCAAUAUGACACCUGUGCCCCUAUCUAGUCUUAGCAGACUCCCUAUGAGCCCAAGAAUUCCUGUAUCUGGACAAGCUCUAGUCCGUUACCCAGCACCAGGUCUUCUCCAAACAACAUCAGCCACUGCCACUACUGAUGCUGCUGCAACAACCUCAGCACCAGUAGGUGCCCCAGUGUCUGUUUCUAUGACAAUUAGUAGCUCUACAGUCCAGGAUGAACCAGUUUACCUUGGUAAAGGUGCAACAGUGACCUCUUCAUCAGCAGAAAUCACUUCAAUAGGAGGAACAGUUGUAAUACCAACACAACCACAGCAGCAGCAGCAGCAGCCAAUGAACCUGUCACAGGCACACCUAAACAGUCAGCAGCAGCAACAACCUCCUCCAGCAGCCCAUGCCUAUCCUCCCUCAGGUCCUUCACACACCAACGGCUACACUCAACCUCCAGUAGGCCCCUCUGCCCCUUCUGGUGGUUUACCAAUUCCAGGGGGUCUUCCUCCCUUUCCUCCACCAGGUGCCAUACAUAAGGAGGGUGAAACAGAGGCAGAGAGGCUGCAUAGGCAGCAGGAGCAGCUCCUGCAGAUGGAGAGGGAGCGCGUAGAGCUGGAGAAACUCCGGCAACUGCGCUUGCAGGAGGAGCUGGAACGGGAAAGGAUUGAGCUAAAGCUGCACAGGGAGAAGGAGCAGAUGCUGGUGCAGAGAGAGUUACAGGAUCUGCAGUCCAUCAAGGAACAGGUUCUGCAGCAGCAGCAACAAGAACGUGAGAAACAACUUGUUCUCCAAAGAGUGCAGCUGGCUCAGCAGAAGUCCCAGCUUGACCAGAUUCAGUCAUUACAACAUCAGCUCCAGCAACAGCUCGAAGAGCAAAAGAGACAGAAAACUGCUGCUGUAGCUCAGGGCAUACAGCUGGACGUAAAUGGACAGCCCCUGCACCCCUACAAUGACUCUCAGAUAGGCUCCCGGUCCCUCCCCAACUCCUCAUCAGAGAUGUGUCUGAGGAGCCAGGAGGAGCACAUGGAGACCAGGAGUAACAUGAGGAAGCACAGCUCCAUGACCAGGCUGAGCAGGGACAGCCUGGAUGGUGAUGGCGUGGUCUUCUAUGGCUCCCCCCGCAGGAUUGUGGACAGCUGUGUGCAGACAGAUGAUGAGGAUGGAGAGGAGAGGUACAUGAUGCGUCAUCGCACCAGGAGGCGCGGUCGCAGUGUUGACUGCUCCGUCCAGACAGACGAUGACGAGGAUAAAGCUGAGACGGAACACCCGGUCCGCCGAAGACGUUCCCGUUUCUCCCGGCACUCAGAGUCCAAUGCUGCUGGCAGUAGCACUGCUGCCUCAAACAGCACAUCCAGUACAACCGACACACCCAAGAUGGUGUCCUCUAGCAUCGCUGUCCAGACCAUCAGGGAAAUGUCUUGCCAGACAGAAGUGGAGCACCUAGGGAGAGUCUCCCCAGCGAUCCAUGUGACAGUACCAGACCCAAAUAAAGUAGAGAUUGUGCACUACAUCUCUGGACCUGAGCGAACCCAAAAAGGACAGUCUCUAGCAUGCCAAACUGACCCAGAAGCCCAGUCCCAAGGUGUUGUAGCUCCACAGCUCAGUGUACCAACCACAGUCAGUCCAUAUUCUUCCUCUACCAGUACAGGAACACAACAAUCCAGUUCUGUGGACCUUCUGACCCAGCAGCGCCAGCAGCAGCACAUUGCAGCAAACGCAGCCAAGUUUGAGCGACGUCGCCCUGACCCACUUGACAUCAACUACCAGCCUCACAACCACCUCCACAACGAAUCCAUCUCCAGCAUCAUCCGGCAGCAGCAGACAGCCCCCAAAUCUCCACAAGUCCUCUACUCUCCUGUGUCCCCGGUGUCCCCUCACCGCCUGCUGGAGACUUCUCUCUCCAGUGAGCGGCUGAACAAGGCCCAUGUCACACCACAGCAGAAGUCCUACACAGCCGAAUCUCCCCAGCGCCACCCAUCUGUGCCCCGACCCAUCAAGAGCACCCAAAGGUCCAUGUCAGACCCUAAGCCCCUCAGCCCCACCACAGACGAACACACCAAGGUCAGGCUGAACCUGUAUCAACAACAAGCACUCCAGAGCCAGCUGGCAGCCCUACAGCAGAGCUCACUACUCCGAAAGGUCAAGCGAACCCUGCCCAGUCCUCCUCCGGAGGAGACUACUGCAGCCGCUCAUCUGCCCAUGAUGACACCCGCCCUUCAACAGGUCUACCUGCCCUCCGUGCCCAGCCUCAAGCCCAGCUCCCGGUCUGGUCUGGCAGCUAAAGCCAGCCUCCUCAAAGACCUCACCCACGAGCUGAAGGCCGUGGAACAAGAGUCAACCAAGCUGAGAAAGCAGCAAGCUGAACUGGAGGAAGAAGAGAAGGAGAUUGAUGCUAAACUGAGAUACCUUGAGCUGGGGAUCCACCAUAGGAAAGAGACACUGGUCAAAGAGAGGGAGAGGAGAGAUAUUGCUUAUCUUAGGUGUAUGGGGGACACAAGGGACUAUAUGUCUGAUAGUGAGUUGAAUAACCUACGUUUAGCAGCUGCAGCUGCAUCACAUGAGUCCAAUGGACUACUGACAACAAGGCCAAGCACUGCUCCACUCAGCCAGUUCACCAGCGAUCUGAACACAGCAGCCCAGUACCCACCCACCUCAUCCUUCCUCUCCUGUCAGUACCCCCAGAGCCAACCUGCAGUACCAUCUGCACAACCAAGUGUGCCAUACCAGCCCUCAACAUUCAGCCAGCCUCCCUAUCCAACAGUGUCCCAGUCCCAGGCACUGCCACAGCCCACACCCCUCCAGAGCCACAUUCCCCCUCUAGGACCUUCAUACCAAUCUCAAACCUCCUAUUCUUCCCACACCUAUCCCCAAACUCAGCCCCCUUACCCCCAGACAGACAUGGGGAUACCAGCUGCACCUCAGCCACAGCCUGGGCAGACAGGUUUUGGGCCUGCACCACCUGGUCAGCCUCCAUACCCCACCCACAGCUCACCUUAUCCCAGCGCUGUGUCCUACCCCAGCCAGACCACCCCAUACCCUGGUCAGCCCCAAGUGGAUAUCCUGACAGUCCAUCCUGGAAGACCCAGGCAGACUUCACUUGCCGAUUUGGAGCAUAAGAUGCCCACCAACUACGAGACGAUCAGCAACCCCACGGUCGUGGUCACCACUACGGCCCAGGAUGCAACCUAUUCUAGUGCAGCCCCCUCUUAUGGUCAGUACACUGGAACAACAACCAUGGCCAGCUCCUAUGGGCCCUAUGGUUCAGCACCAGUGUCCAGCAGCUACGGUGGGUACUCUACCAUGCCACCUAGCACUUAUGGGCAAUAUACUUCAACAUCAGCUAGUUCAUAUGGCCAGUACACCACAACCACUGCUAAUACUUAUGGCUACACUACCACCACAGCCAGUUCAUAUGGACAGUACACUUCUACAGUUUCCAAUGCUUAUGGGCACUCUGUAGAUAGUCCCUCAACCUACAGCACAGCAGAGGGGAUGUACGGGGCUCCUGGCUUAGAACAAAACAUUCCAAGAAACUACAUGAUGAUUGAUGAUGUUAGCGAGCUGACGGCAAAAGAUGGGCUGGGCACGACGACAGUGGACAUGAUUCAUCAUGGCGGAAGUGGGCGUUAUCCGGGCGACAUCCACAGCCACAGCAGCACCAUUGGCAGCACGACGCGUGGGGGAACUAGCAGCUCCUCGUACGGCAGGGCACCCGAGGAGGAAGCAACGAUGCAGGAAGAGCUGUACGACCACCACGGCAGGGGUAAGAGCAGCUACAGGCACGGACCUCUAGGGGGCAGCAGCAGCAGCGUGAGCGCUAGCAUGGGUGGGGGAUCGCCCUAUUACUAUGACUACGACUACAAACAUGGCAGCAUCCGCUCCGGGGUACAGAAACCGUCACCAUCCUCUAGAAGCCUUCUGGCUCCUGCUGUCAUGUCCUCCAAGCGCAGCAAGCACAGAAAGCUGGGAAGUAUGGAGCAAAAAAUCUCCAAGUUUUCCCCCAUUGAGGAGGCGCGGGAUGUGGAGGCAGACCUGGCCUCCUAUUCCUCAACAACAGGUGGGGCUUACCCCUCUUCCCACAUUCGAGGGCGCCAGCUGAUCGAGGAUUACGGCUUUAAGAAGAAUGCUUAUGAGGCCGGCAGUGGCACCAGUCAUGGUAGUCGGUACUAUGGUUCUAUGGCGGAGGAGGACGAUCGGAUUUACUACACCUCCACUGGCCGAUCCCGUUCCACCGGCUAUGGCAUGGACAAGAUCUCAGCCAGGGACUACUCUGGGUAUCGCAGCCGAUCCUAUGAGAGGGACGAUCGCUCCUACCGAUCCAGCUACAGCCAGGGGCGCCAACCAACCCGGCAGUACUCUGAAGAGGAGAGUCCACUCAGUCCCCUGGGGAGGUUCAUGAGUUCUGGUCGAUCAUCAAGCUUAGGUCCCGACCCGUACGACAGUCGCAGCAGUAGAUAUCAUUACUAUUAUGGUCAAUAUGGUUCCAGCCACUCGCUGCCAGAUGUACAAGACCACAUACGGGACCUGCCUCGGACACAUGUCUACAAAUCGGAUGAUACGUACAUUAUAGACGAUUAUCAUUGCGCUGUGUCAGACAGCGAAGCCUACCAUCUGGGACAGGAAGAAACCGACUGGUUUGAGAAGCCACGCUCCAGUUCUCGACACUACGGCAGCAGCCACUCGUCUGGGAGAAGCCGGCACAAUGUCAAACACACCUACCAUGAUUAUGAUGAGCCUCCCGAGGAGGACCUGUGGCCCCAGGAUGAGUAUGGCCACGGCGGGCGACAGUCUACAUCUCGUGACCACCGCCACCAUGGCAGUUCAAGUCGACACUCCUCCUCAUCACGUCAUUCAGAUGAGCCAAGGGCUUCAAGGUCAUCUAAGGGGCACCCCAAAGACCCGUCAAUGAGACAUGACCCUUCAGGACGAUCGUCAUCUACAGGAAGGCGUGGCGAGUCAAGGUCCGGGGGGUACCACUCUUCAGACUACUCGCGGGAUCCCUCUGGACACCAUCACGGCCAACGGUCCUCCAGACAGGGAGACCCACACAGAUCCUCACGCAGCAAGUCCCAGCCGCCAGUGGACAUGCAGGGCCAACCACAAGGCUCCUCCAGGUCUGGCAGCAGCUCUGCCCGGGCUCAGGGCCCUGCAGGCGGACCUUCGGGAUCAGGGCGACAGGGCGGUCCUGGCUCCCAGACAGAUGGGGGACCAGGACAGAGGGCCCAGCUCCAACAACAAGCCCAGACAUCAGCGGCCAGGCCAGGGCAGCCCGGUUCCGCAGCAACCACCGGCCCUCUGCAACAGACCCCAACACAGGGUCAAGGCAUGGGCAUGGGGCAGGGCCAGGUCAAGCCAGGGCAGAUGGGUCCAGCAGGUGGACCCAUGGGGCAGGCCAGGCAGACGGGUCCAGCAGGAACCACGCCAGUUACCAUGGCAAAGAUCGACACGCCUCCGGCAACAGCUAUUGGAGCAAAGGCAGCGCCCGUCAUGGCUUCAAAAGCAGCCCAGCCCCCACUCACAGGCAUAGGCUCCAAGGCAGCUCCUAGACCAGGAGGUAUUGGCAGUGCAGCAGCAGGUCAGCCUGGCAUGGAGGGAGACAGCAUGUUGUCCAAGAUCCUGCCAGGAGGAGCCGCUGAGCAGGCUGGCAAACUGGGAGACGCUAUCUCCGGUUUUGGCAAGAAGUUCACCUCUCUCUUCUGAGGUGCCAACAUUAAGGACUAUGUAAAUGUCAACUGAUGAAGUCAUGAGGCCUCGUACCAGAAAAACCUGUGACGUUCCCCCUGCUUUUGUUUUACUAAAAGAGAGAUAGAGAGAGACAUGGAGGAGAGAGGGGUGUUGGGGGAACAGAGAGGAGAGCUGAGAAAACUGCCAACACGGACUGGGAUCCUCCAGAUACUUCAUGUCUCAGGCCUGAGCAGAGGCUGACAGAGAGAAUCCGCUGCUCUCUCUGACGGGCCAGACAAUCAUUCCAAGAUCCAAUGUCCAUCCUCAGAAGGGCAACCCUCAGUCAUCCAGCAGCCCCCCCCCCCCAGCCAAAGACACCACAGCGGAGCCCCUCUAACCCUCCUGCAGCGGCUGGACACAUCUGCGCCUUUUUACUUAAAGAGAGAAACCAGUGGCCACACAUUGGCAGCAAAAUCCAAAGAAGCUGGUUUUCCUUUUUGCUGCUCUAUCUCCGGACAAGAAGAGGGAUCUGUACUUACAUCAGUGGAGACCCACGCAGAACCACUUGAGUCCAAGCACCUACUUCUACAUGGAUUUAGCUCCGCAGUUACAAUGAAGGAAGUUAGAUGGGCGAUCCUAUUCUGCUACAAUAUACGACUCCACCGUUUAAGAGCUGCUUUUUUCUGCUAACAGCAAACAGGAAAUGGCAGCUUUGCAGGCGCGAUGGCACGUUAGGAUCCAUUGUUUCACAGUCCUGUGCUCAAACGAGGAAUAACAGCAACCAACAAGCCUCUCUCCUCUUUUCUAUCUCAUCUCAAAGAAAAAAGUCAAAGAAUAAAAAGUGUGGGAAUGGAAUAAAAAAAUCCUGCAGGUUUUUCUGGUACUAAAGACCUCACCUUUCGAGAAGGAAGCUGAGUAAAUGGAAAUGUCACAUUGAAUGAAUUGGACAGCGAUAACGAUGUAGCCGACACAGAGAGCGAGCGUGUCGGCGUGCGUUUCUUCUCACAGUUCGCUCUGUUUCUAUUUACAUUCCAGAUUGGAACUGUGAAAACCUUUCGCUCCCCCCUCUUCCUCACCUCCCUGCGUUUUCUUGAAUGCUGAUUCUUCUUCUUCCUUUGUAAACGCCGCCCAACAACCCUCAACCUGCCAUGUCUUUAAAAAGAAGUGUAUAGUGGAUUUACAAAAAAAAGAAAAUAUGUAGGAAUUUGGAAUGCAUGGAACUUUAUAUCUAAGACCUUACACUGUUCAUCAUUACUUAACCGAGGCCAUAAAGACACGGGGGAAAGGAAUCCGAGCUAGACGACGUAAAUAAUAACGACGAGGAGAGAUUACUGAAGCAAUGGGAACAUGGCCACAGGAAAAAGAAGAGCCUUUCGUUUUGUUGUUGUUGUUUUUUUCUUCAUUCUGAUGGAGUGAAGCCGUACGUGGUCGGGUUGUUUUUCAGCCAUUACAAAGCCAUUAAAACCACAUUUACCUGCAGCGCUUGUGGCGACGGGGUUUCUCCAACUGCUCCACAACAUGUGGCUCUCAGACAUCUCUCGUGUUGUCAACAUUUGUUCUCUUUAUUCAUUCUCAUUUAGUUUUCUUAUCGGCCGGUUGUUUAUGUUGCAGGUUACCAAUAUCGCCUUAAUCAUUUCUAAAGUUUUAUUUUGAAUU
Messenger RNA from Paralichthys olivaceus (Japanese flounder), 14631 nucleotides. The record is from RefSeq and is a predicted model, not a curated record. Lineage: Eukaryota; Metazoa; Chordata; Actinopteri; Pleuronectiformes; Paralichthyidae.